UCUGUCACUUUUAACUUCAAAAUAUUGUGCUCGCUUUUGCGAUUCGCAAAAUAGUUUUGCAUUUUCAUUCAACAUACGGACGGUAUGAUAUCAUCCCGCCAAUUAAAGACAUUCUAAAUCGGAAAACAGUGCGAAUUAAACAUUGUGUUUCAAUAAUUUGACUACGAUGACUUUUUCUUGGACAUAACAUGACAUAACCAAAUAGUGUUCAGGAGUAGUGUUUACUUUUAUUUGUGUGCAGAGACGGUGGUAAUCUCACCAUGGUGUUUGAGUCGAUUAUUGUGGAUGUGCUGAACAGGUUCCUAGGGGACUAUGUGGAGAACUUGGACAGAUCCCAGCUGAAGGUGGGGAUCUGGGGUGGUGAUGUGGUGCUGGAGAACCUGAUACUAAAACAAAAUGCACUCGAGGAGCUCAACAUUCCCGUCCAGACUGUCUAUGGGCACUUAGGAAAGCUAGUGCUCAAGAUACCAUGGAAGAACCUGUACGGCGCGUCCGUCGAGGCGACAGUCGAGCGUCUGUUCCUGAUAGUGAACCCAGUGGCUGAAGUCAAGUAUGACCAGGAGAAGGAAGAGAAGAUGGAGUUAGCGGCCAAACAGGCCGAGCUGAGACGCAUAGAGGCCGCCAAGAAGGCGGAAGCGGAAAUGGACGAAAACAAGCUCGACGAGACAUUCGUCGAGAAACUAGUGACUCAAAUCAUCAAGAACGUCCAGCUCAACAUCAAAGACAUCCACAUCAGAUAUGAAGACAGCAUCACCAACCCCAAGGCACCCUUUUCCUUCGGGAUCACGCUACACAACCUGUCGGUUCACACAACCGAUGAGAACUGGACUAAGACUGUUAUUCAGGAGGCGGUUACAAAGAUUUUUAAGAUCCUCAGUUUAGAAGGUCUGGCCAUAUACUGGAACCCGGCGACGGAGCAGUAUUCCAAGAAUGACAUGACACACAUCAAGACUAGACUCAAAAAUGAGAUAGCAACCAAGUCGGAAAUACCGACGUCAUAUAGUUAUGUGCUCGGCCCAAUCAACGCGACAGCCAAACUAAAGCUCAACCCUAAACCCGAGAACGACACACCCAAGUUCAGCAUCCCGAAGGUGAUCCUGAGCCUGCACAUGGAGCGGCUGCUAGUGAACCUGUCCAGGGACCAGUACCAGGACAUCAUGCUGUUGGCGGAUUCGAUGGAUCGGAUGACUAAGGCUGCACCGUUUAGAAAAUACCGCCCAGACCUGCGAACCUACCGCGGCCACUACAAAGAGUGGUGGAAAUACGCCUACACUUGUGUCCUAGAGGAGGAGGUCAAACGCCGCCGUCGCAACUGGGACUGGGCCCACAUCCUCGGCCAUAGACAACUGUUGAGGGACUACGCUCAGUCGUACCAAGUCAAGCUGAACUGUAAGGGGAAAGUGCCGCCUGAACAUGUGAAGGUUCUAGAAGUGGGGGAGAAGAAACUGGAUCUGUUUAAUCUGGUCGUGAUUAGACAGAAGAUUGAGAUGGAGGUGGAGCGUCUGGGCAAGCUAGAGGCGAAGGCGCGCAAGUCGCAGGGCUGGUUCAGCGGCUGGUGGGGCGGCGCUGACGCCAAGGAUGAUGAGCUGGCUGAAGGAACUGACAUCUUGAAACAGUUCGAGAAAGCCAUGACGCAAGACGAAAAGGACAAGCUAUUCCGUGCCAUAGACUAUCAAGAGAAUUGCGCCCCUCUGCAUUUGCCAGUCGAGUAUGUGGCUAUGGAAAGCCACUUUUCUUUGGACAGACUUCAGCUGACUGUGACAAAUAAGGGAGUGGUUUUAAGUGCGUCUGUUGAUGAUGUUGGAGUUGGAUUGAUGCAGCGGCCGAGCGCUAAUGCUUUGAGGGUGGACGUGACGAUGCAGAAGUUCUCGGUCCGCGGCGUGUCGCAGAAUGGCGUCGAGCCGCAGCUGGUCAAGUCCGAAGACGUGUCGGAACACGCCAACCUGCUGAAUGUGAUGUUUGAGACUAAUCCGCUGGAUGCCAAAUGCGACCAGCGAGUGCGCGUGGUGGCGCUGCCUCUGCAGAUCACGUACGACGCUCAGACCGUCAUAGAGAUCGUCAACGUUUUCAAACCAGCCGAGGAGUCUAAUGCUUUGACCACUCUACAAGCGGCGGCUGAGAACAAGUUGUCUGAUCUGAAGGAGAAGUCGACCCUGGGCAUGCAGUACGCAGUGCACAAACACACGUUCAUAGACAUCGAUAUCAACAUAGCCGCUUCUUAUAUUGUGGUGCCGCAAACUGGCGUUUAUACUGGGUCUGAGCCAUGCAUCGUGGUGAAACUUGGAGCGGUGGAUGUGCGCUCCGCUCCACGCUCGCAACAGGUGCUGAGCGUACGUCAGCUAGUGGCGGAGGGUCUGGCAGAUGCGGACAUCCUGGACCAGAUCACCGAGCACAUCUAUGAUAAGGUCGCGCUCACGCUCACUGAGAUGCAGAUAGUAGUAGCGAUGCGAGGCGAGGACUGGCUGAACGCCAUAACGUCCGUCGAAGCCUCCCCCUUGCACCUGCUGCAGCCGACCAACCUCAUGAUCCAGGUGCACAAGUGCCUCAUCACGGACGACCCGAGGCUGCCCAAGGUCAAGGUCACGGGGGAAUUGGAGAAGAUCGCUAUAGGGGUCAGUGAGGAUAGACUCCUGACGUUAUGUGAAAUUGUCGUCAGUAUGCCCUUACCGCAAGCAGAAGAAUCAACACAGUUGAAGCCCAGCGAAUCUAAGGGAUCUAGUCUGUCCCUACUAAGACUGUUGGACCCAGCUGAGAAGCAGAAGAGAGAAUCGGCUCGCGUCAAGAAACGAAGAGACGAACAUUUGCAACAGUUGACGGAGCUAGAAGCCUUCUUUGUUAUGAAAGAACUAAAAAUAAUCGUCCACAAGAAGACAGCAGCGGCGGCCGCCCAAGAGAAGCUUCUAGUCUUUUCCCUGAACCUUCUAGAACUGCAAGCGACACAGAAGACGUUUAACCUAGAAACGGUUCUGAGGCUGGGGUCAGUGGCUCUGGAAUUGUUCACGAAGGACCAAGUGGUCCACAUGAUACAGACGCCAGCUUUAGACUCGCAGACAAACCAGCCGUGUUUGUUCACUGUGACUUAUGUUAAUGUUGACAAGAAGUGCCCCGAAUUCCACAGCCGCUACAAGUCGGUGGAACAGCUGAUCGUGCUCCAGUUCAAGACAUUAGUGGUGCUGCUGCACCUCGAGUGUCUUCAGCAGAUCCUCGUCAUCGUCAAUGAGUACCAGACGAGACUCCAAGAUAUACAGAAAAGCCACGACCGGAUAGCCACGGCUGGGCCGCUGGAAACUAUAAUGGAGGACGAAGAAAUGUCUGCUACCAAGUCUAAAGCAAGCGUCACAAAAAUAUCAAGCCGGACCAAAGUGGAAAGCAUUCAACUAAAAGUGAAGAUCAACAUUUCGUCCAUAAAGCUCGGGUUCGCUACUGAAAGACGCCCGUUGUCUGAUGUGGAGCUCAAGGGAAUGUCGGCCAAGAUGAUAGUGAAGAGCUCCUACACACAGGUCGAUUGUUCCUUGGCCAGCAUCAGGGUGGAAGAUCUGAAUCCGCUCAGUUUGCAUAAAGAGAUCCUCAAAGUCUUAGGCGGCGACAUAAUAAACGUGCAAGUGGUGUUGUACAACGCGGAGCAGUGCGCCGACUACAACGACGUCAACAUGUCCAUAGACGCGCAGAUCAACUGCAUGCGCAUCAUAUUCUUGAACUGGUUCGUCAGUUCCAUGCUGGAAUUCCUAAACAACUUCCAAACGGCGCAACAAGCUAUCAUCGACGCGUCAUCCCAGGCAGCCGACGCGGCACGAGCCAACGUGCAAACCGCGUACGAAAACUCCACCAAAGUGGCGUUGAAAGUGCGCUUUGCCGCCCCGAUUAUAAUCAUACCGGAGAAUUCUACAAGUCAUAAUGCCAUCAUGGUGGAUUUCGGUAGACUGACGCUGCAGAAUAAGUUCGUGAAUGUUACUGUGCCGGAGCUCUCCAAACAAGUGACACUAGACGAUCUGACCCUCUCUCUCGACGACAUGAAACUCUCCUGUGUCACCCUCUCAGUGGACGACCAACACGUCACCGGCGAACGCAAGCUGUUGCAACCGACUAGCGUCAAGCUGUUCGUGAAGAGGAACCUGUCCACUUGGUACGAGGGUUUACCGGCUGCUGAUGUGUCGGGGCGGUUGAAUACUGUUUCGAUCGUAAUAGGCCAGAGCGACUACAAGAGCAUAAUGAAAAUACUAAACCAGAACCUCCAAGAAGGGCUCAAAGCCGAGGAAGCGAAAGCUCAGCAGACCGUUUCGAAAGCACAAUCUAAAGCCACAGUGAAGAGUCAGCCGAGCAAACAAACACUGCAAACAAAAGCCGUGGUGAACGCGGCCACGUCGGCUGAGAGCAAGAAGCCGACCACCGCGGUCAAGUUCUCAUUCACCAUGGAGAGCUUUGUCAUCGACCUGGUUAAUACUGUUACUAACGACGACGGCGUGGUAGUCUCCGACGCCGGCCUAGCACGACUCUGCCUGCUGCUGCUGUCGGUGAAGGGGCGCGCCAUGUCCGACGGCUGCAUGCACACGGCGCUGCUGCUGCUCGACUGCACGCUCGACGACAUGCGCCCGGGCAGGGGCGGCAAGAUCACCAGAUACCUGGAACGCCGGCGCGAGACGCCGCCCUCCACGCCGCCCAACUCGCAGCAGAACGUGGCUCGCAGCGACCAGCUGCGCAGCAUGAUCGACAUCACCUAUACCAUGAAGGACGGGGACACUUUCAUCGACCUCCGAAUCUUCAGCUUCAACCUGAUCCUGGCGAUGGACUUCCUCAACCGAGUGGCUGAAUUCGCCAAGACCGGGCUGGAGGAGGCGCAGGGAGAGACUCCGAGGGUCAGUGCCGCCACACCCGCGGUCAAGGCUGAUGUGAAAAAGCGCACAGUAUCCGUCUCGGAACCAGUGGAUAGCGAGGCGCAGACGCGCGCGUCCAUGCUCACGCUGAACCUGAAGAUCGAGCAGCCGGACAUCUUCCUGGUGGAGAGCCUCGAGCACCGCGACUCCGACGCACUCGUUAUUAAUAUGGAAGUCCGCUUCAAGCUCCGCCAGACCCCUACUCGCCUGGUCACGGAGGGCGGCAUAUCCGGCCUGCAGAUGGUGGUUGGAAGAUGCGGCAUCGAGUCUACCAGGUCUCGCGUGCUGUUAGCGCCCGUAUCGGUGACGCUGGCCGCCAGUCGCAACGAGGACCAGGCUCUGAGACUGCAUCUACAGCUGGACUGUUUGAAGCUUACCGUAUCGCCCGACGUAAUAGCCCUCCUAUCGAAAGCUCUCGCGACAAUGACGAGCAGUGAAGACGACAACGUGGAACAAGAACAGAAGGCGCUCGUGUACGACCGGCUGUGGGACGUCAAGCCGUUCAAGCAGACCGACUACUGGUUCCUGAAGACUGAAGAGGCGCUAGAAGCAAUCACCCUCGAAGAGUCUACAGAACAAGUGAAGUCCGUGGGAGAAGCGAGUGAGAUCUGCCUCGUGUCGUGUCCCACCAUCAUACUGUCUCUGCAGAUGGAGAUAGGAGCUGAUACGAUACCCGUGCUAGUCAUGCAGGCUAGUCUGGAUGCGCAUUUGAAGGACUGGUCUAGUGAAUUCUACAUGGAGUCGACAUGGGCUAUGCAAGUGUCGUACUACAACAUCGGGAGAGCAGUUUGGGAGCCGCUCUUAGAACCAGUUGAAGUGUUGAAGGACUACCAGUAUAAACAUGUGCCGUGGGAACUUAAAAUGGAGGUGGUAAUGCGUCCUCAAGAAGCGCCAGCUGCCAUAGACACAACCGACGAAGCGACCAACCUCCAACUAGCGGCCACAAGACAAGCCCACCAGAGCAUCACCGUGACUAGCAGCGAGCCCCUCGAGCUCACCCUCACCAGGACCGCCAUGGAGGUGUUAACACUACUGGGCAACACCUUCUCAGCGGCUGUGGCGGACUCUGAAGACAAGGAUAGCACGAUACAUAAAAUUAAAAACGACAAGGUAGAGAAGAAGUACGUGGGAGCCCCGUACGUGCUGCACAACACGACCGGUCUGACUGCUAAGCUGAUGCUCAACGACAACCCCGACUUUGCCGUGUUCCUGGACAAGGACCAAGCGCACGAGGACUAUAAAGAGGUAGUCCUAGAGCCGGGCGCCAGCGUGCCUCUACAAGUGAAGCGAGGAGGACUCAACCUGAUGAAGCUCAACGAACCGCCGCCGCAGCUCAGGCUGUUCGUCAAGAUCGUAGAGCUAGACGAAGCUAUGCAGAUCCCAGUGGAGCGAGCAGACAAGCGAUACUUCCCUCUCACCAAGCGGGGUGCUUCGGUAGACAGGAGCAUACCGCAUACGGCGGCGUCAGAACCGCGCGGGCUGAUCUCUGAUGUGGUCAUGAUGGAUGGCGCCUUGCAGAUUUAUUUGAGGACUGUUGUGCAGGUGACAAACUCGCUCUCCGUGCCAGUGUCAGUGUACUACAUGACUCCUAGCGGCAACGAGGUGCGUCUACUGGGCGACGUGAAGCCGGGGGGUGUACUCCGGUUGCCGCUGCAAGCUGUGCACACGCCUACGGCUGAGAUAUUCUUCUCUGUUGAAGGGUUCACGGUAUCAGUGUCUCCGUUCAUCUGGCGUGAGCUGCAACAGGAGCCAAGAGUCGGCAAGAUUCUGCAGUGUGAUUCCAAGGACAAACUUAGUGGAGAGAAGUUCUAUAUCAAGGCGGUCGGCACAAUGGAGCAAGUAUUCCUCGAGAACACCAACCGGCACACGUUCGCUUCAUCCUGCUACGAAGUCAACCUGAAACCGGUGGUUAAACUGCAGAACUGCCUGCCUGUCCCCAUCACUGUGUCGCAACUGGGCCUGAAGAGAACGCAGACGUUUGAGCCAGGAGAGAUGUUCCAUCUGUCGCAUCUGGCGCCGAAUAAGGCGUCUAUUGUUAUUAUGAUACCAAACUACCUAGAAAAAUGCUGGGUCUGUACGAAGAAUCUACCAGAGCUGGACACGGAAUUAUCGGUCUGGUCAUUCGAGUCACACGACAGUCCGUCGCUAAUGACUCUGGACCUCGGAAUGCACAACAUCGACGACGACGGGACGCAAGUGCUGUCGCUUUACUGCCCAUUCUGGAUGCUUAAUAAGACUGGGCUCACGCUGUCUUAUAGGAAAUCAAAGAAACCUGAAAAAGAGUCCGGCACCCCAAGCAAGAACGUAGACGAAAUAAGCAACGUGAUAUUCCACCCGAAGGACUAUCGGGAGCCGAUAUUAUUCUCCUUCAAAGCGAAGAAUUUCUUUGGCAAGAAGAAGGCGGCCAUUCGAGUCGAGUUCGGGGAGUGGUCGGACAAGUUCUCUCUGGAUGUGCCCGGCAGCUCCGGCGUGGUUAACUGCAAGAUGGACUUUAAUUUGUAUCAGGUGGCAGUAACGAACCAGCUGACGUUCAACAGCCUCACAAAGAUGGUGGUGUUCACGCCGUUCUUCCAGAUCAUCAACGAGGCGCCCUUCGCUGUCGAGUGGCAGGAGCUGCAGCGCCCGGGGGACCCGUGGCAAGUCGUACAAAGCAGCUCAAGCGCGCCCCUCUGGCCCCGCGUGGAGAAGGAAGACAAGCUGCUGCGCCUGCGCGUGGCCGGCACCAGGCAGCUGACGGCGCCCUUCCUGUUCACGGAGCAGCACGCGCCGUGCCUGCGGCUGGACAACGAGUACGGUGGGCUGCAUGUGGAGGUGCAGCUGAGCGAGGGCGGCACCUACCUCACGGUGCGACAGUACCGGCCGGGCCACGCGCCCGCGCUCCUACUGAAUAUGACGCCGAGAGAGAUCACGGUGUACGAGAAGGAGAAUGUCAAUGUUAGGAAAAUCCCACCGAAUCACCAAAUGCUAUACGCGUGGGAUAACCCCGCCGGGCCUAAGUCGCUCAUAUUCGAAGGACACAAGAAAACUGAAAUCGAAAACGACUUGCGACAAGACGGUUUUGGCGAAUUUGCCGUAACAGCCGACCACCACAUCUGGUGGGUCUCCUUCCUGGACGGGCUCCAACGGGUGAUCCUGCUCACAGACGAGGCUAUCCUCGCCUCAGGGGUCCACAGUAUGGGCGAGGCUGAGCUGCCUCAUACAGAGCUGGUGGUGUCCAUGCACGCGCUGGGGCUGUCGCUGGUCAACGAUGAGAAGAGGGAGGAAAUCGCCUAUAUCAGCAUCUCCAACUCCGGCAUAAUCUGGGAGCAGUGCAAGAUCGGCGCCCGCCGCUACAAGAAAGUGGAACCUCAGAAGAUCAUGGUGUUGGAGGAGGCGUACCAGCGCUACAUGAACGAGAAGGCCGUCAGCGACGAGCCUGUGCCGGCUAGGGUGCUUAUUGAUGAGAAAAUUGAGGUGGACUUCGAAGAGAUGCGAAUCCUAAAGCCGUCACCGCGCGUACUGCGUCGCUCCGUGUCACCAGGCCUGUGGUGUCUCAUAGCCCUGACGCGGCACUCGCGACGUAUCCACGCACGAUUGCAUAGACUACAGGUGGACCAGCAACUGCCGCUGCCGACCUUCCCGCUAGUGCUGGCGCCCACACCGCCGCCGCGCUCCGUCAACCAAGGAAACAUAGGCAUGCGGCCAUUCGUGGAAGUGUCCAUCGUGGAGCACGUGAUGGAGCACAGCAAAGUGCGUCAGUACAAGUACUUUAAGCUGCUGGUGCAAGAGUUCCACGUGAAGAUAGACAUGGGGCUGGUGACAGCAUUGUGUGGAAUGUUCCCACCGAAGACUCUGUCUGAACAGGAGGCGCUGGAGGCGUUCAUAGCGGACCUGAACACGGCGAAGCAGCCGCUGGAGGAGCUGGCCGCGCUGUCCGUGGCCUCCGACCAGAAGAACUUCUACGACAUGCUGCAUCUGUCUCCGCUCAAGGUGCACGUUUCCUUCUCGCUGGGAGGCGCGACUUCGCUACCAACGUUCGUGGGGACGAUACUGCAGAGUAUAGGAGUCACGCUUACCGAUAUGAACGACGUCGUGUUCAAACUAUCAUACUACGAGCGUACGCUCGAGUUCAUGUCCCAAAAGGAGCUGAUAUCUCAAGUACAAAGCCACUACACGGGGCAAGCGCUGAAGCAGUUAUACGUACUGGUCCUAGGUCUAGACGUGAUCGGAAACCCGUACGGAUUAGUGGUUGGACUGAAGAAGGGAGUUGAGGACCUGUUUUAUGAGCCUUUCCAGGGAGCAAUCCAAGGCCCCGGCGAGUUCGCGGAAGGGCUGCUGAUCGGGGUGCGCUCGCUGGUGGGGCACACGGUGGGCGGCGCGGCGGGCGCCGUCUCGCGCAUCACCGGCGCCAUGGGGCACGGGCUGGCCGCGCUCUCGCUCGACAAGGACUACCAGAGACGCCGUAGAGAUACCAUCAACAAGCCGCCCGCGAACCUGCAGGAGGGGCUGGCGAGGAGCGGGAAGGGACUCGUUAUGGGCUUUUACGACGGCGUGACUGGCGUAUUCACCAAGCCGAUCGAGGGGGCUCAAGAGCAAGGAGUGGAGGGUUUCUUCAAGGGUCUGGGCAAGGGGGCCAUGGGGCUGGUGACGCGGCCCACGGCAGGGUUCGUGGACUUCGCCAGCGGAUCCCUAGACGCUGUCAAGAGGGCGGCAGAUCUAUCAGAAGAUGUGACCCGGAUCCGGCCGCCGCGCUACCUGCCGGCUGACUCGGGGGUCAGGCCCUACUCCCGGAGACACGCCGAGGGGUACAAGAUGCUGUUUGAACUCGAGAAGGGCAAGUACACGGCGACGGACCGCUACUCGGCGCACGUGUGGGUCAUCCCCGCCAAGGAGGUGGUGCUGUGCACGGACAAACGCAUCCUGUAUCUGGAGAAGAACAACGUGUUUGGUGGAUGGCAGAUCGUCUGGACGUACCUGUGGCCAGAAAUACCCGAGCUCCCGACUGCAGUGAACAAGGGAGUCUACAUACCGACCGCCAAGAAAAAGGUUCUAGGAAUGUUCCCUAGCACCGGCACAGGCAAAGUCAUAUUCCUGUAUGACGAACAACAGAAAAAAUACCUUCUCACCACGUGCAUACGGCUGAUAAACGAGGCCCGUUGACAUGAGGAUGUAGAAGGAACCUCCGUGGCUAGAAAAACUACGGAAUUCUUUCUACGGAUUGUUGAUUGUCGCAUCGUACUGCACACAUUCGCUUAUCACUGCAACUUGCACCAUUUAACCCCUGGUGGGUUUAGCUAAUUUUUGAUGUUAUCUUACUGGUUUUAGAGUGUAUGUUUCUUUGGGUUUUGUGACGUAAGAAGGUCGCUAUAUCCACUGCCAUAUUUCAUCCCAUGCCCGUCACAAAAUUCAAGGACAUGUGUAGUCUAGCUAGUGUCUGAUUCGAUAGAUUCGCUCUCAAUAUGUCUUGUGAUAUUGUAUCGUAUGUUGUAAGGUUCAUUAUUGAUAGCGCUUCUCUAUUUUAAUACGCUUUUUGUAAGAACAUUUAAUAUAGAUGUAAAGUUUCGUGAGAUUUGAUUAGAAGUCAGUGUAUUCAGUAAUAUUCUUAUAUAUCAUCAUAGCGUCUAGUCUCUCUUAAAUUGUAUCAAACUACUUAAUUAAGCAGAUUGGAACAAUUAAUAAAGUUCAAAAUAGCCAAUGCAUUUAAUAGGUUUUUACGACUGAUUAUUGUUAGAUAUAUUUCAGUCUUCCGUUGGUAGGAUCAGAUUGUAAUCCACGAAGGGGCUCUAAACUAAGUUCGACAUCAAAUAUUUUUCUUCUAAAGUUCCUUCGUGCAACUGAUCACAUUAUACAGGGUGAGUCUUUCAUAGGUCAACUUUUGUAAUAAUGACCUUGGGAUAUAACGAAAAAAAAAGAUGCUUCCCCAUACAAAAAUUGGUUGUUUACGUGACACUGUGUAUGGGGACUAUGGGGAGUAGUUAUUUUUUUUCGGGAAUAUCCCAAGGUCAUCAUAACAUAAGUUGUUCAGAAUGAAAGCUCUGUGACAUACUUCCGGAUGUGCACCUAAGAAAGACUCACCCUGUAUAAAGCAAAUUUAUUUUAGCUUUUGAAUGAAAACCUAUACCUAACUACAGUAGAAGAACGAAUAUGUAGAGGCCUAUACAUAAGACUAGAUUUUCCAAGCAGUUACUAAAAUAUGUUACGUUGUGUUUAA
Plutella xylostella (diamondback moth) is the source of this 11061-nucleotide messenger RNA. RefSeq names its product vacuolar protein sorting 13C (gene Vps13). Gene Ontology annotation, biological process: protein retention in Golgi apparatus; protein targeting to vacuole. The record is from RefSeq and is a predicted model, not a curated record. Lineage: Eukaryota; Metazoa; Arthropoda; Insecta; Lepidoptera; Plutellidae.